This is a messenger RNA of Lytechinus variegatus (green sea urchin), 2617 nucleotides long. Its product is annotated as peptidyl-prolyl cis-trans isomerase G-like. Lineage: Eukaryota; Metazoa; Echinodermata; Echinoidea; Temnopleuroida; Toxopneustidae. Bases 70 to 1095 code for a protein of 341 amino acids. The record is from RefSeq and is a predicted model, not a curated record. The transcript has 10 exons.
UGGAGGGAAAUGUUUGAAAUUCAAGCUCUUUUGGCAUGCAAAAUUGGCUACAUUACAUUAUAACCAGAAAUGCCUAAAGCAAAAUCAAAGAAGAGCAAGACCAAGCGUCGCCAUGAAAGCAGUAGCAGCAGCAGCUAUGAUGAUUCUAGUGAAUCUUACUCCAGCUCAGCCACUGAUUCAGAGGAUGAUUACAGAGUAAGAAAGAAACAGAAAUCUGACAACUCUUCUAAAAAGCAACAGAAGAAGGAUAAGAAGAAAGCAGAGAAGGAAAAGAAGAAGAAAACUAAAAAUAAAAUAAGCAAAGAAGAUUACUACAGCAAGAGUAAAGAAUUCAGAGUUUGGCUCAUGGAAGAGAAGAACAAACCGCUAGAUGAACUUUCCUCUAAGAAAUCAAAGGCAUAUUUCAAAAAGUUUGUCAAAAAAUGGAACUCUGGCAAAUUACUGAAGAAAUAUUACAAAGGGAUUGACUUUGCCGAUGAGAAAGCUUCAUUAACAAAAUACAAAUGGAAGUUUUCAGGUGUUGGUCACCAACCACUAUCACGUGACUUGGAUGGUAGUAUCAGUAUGUCACCCUUCAAGACUCCACAGCCGACCAGAUUCUCUACAUUUGGGAAGAGCGCCCUCAAUGAUGCUGCUGGCAGCAAGAGUGUGCCACCCGAUGCAAAGUUCAUUGGCCCUAGUCGACCUCCACCAAUAUCGCAAGUUGAGAGGGAAAACAACCAAGAAGCAGAACGAAAGCGGUUGCAGAAAGAGAGGAAAGAUUUCAAGAGCUACAAUAAAAUGGUAAUGGACGAAUUGGCGCCCAAGGCUACCGGUCACGAGGCCAAGAUGGAGAGGAAAUACAUCCGAGCUCAUGAGAGGAGAGAGAGGGAAUCUAGUCCAGGACUAGGCGUGGAGAACAAGUCUAUUAUGGGUGGACCGAGCUAUGAUGAUGUGAUGGAGAGGAGGAGGAGAAAGGCAGAGGAUAAGAAGGAUAACAUGAUGCAUAAGGCAAACAUGAAAUUAACAGAAUAUCAGUUGAAAGAACAAGCUAAGAUGAAGGCUCUCUUCGACAUGGCCAAGGCUAACAAGAAUGAGAACUCCCUUUGGAAAUGAAGAGACCGGAACAAACUAGGUGGGUGUUUCAUAAAGCUGUUCGUAAGUUAAGAGCGACUUUAAGAACGACUGGUGAACCUUUCUUACAAGCUAAAUAAUCACCAUUGAGCAUUUAAUGGUGAAUAUCAUUUACCACAAGAAAGGUUCACCAGUCGUUCUUAAAGUCACUCUCAACUUACGAACAGCUGUAUGAAAUGCCCCCCAGGAGGGUAAGUCACCACUUGAUCCAGUACUUCCCAUUUCAUGUCAUCCCAUAUCUAAGACCUAACCCCAUUAUACCAGUGCAAUAUGCACCUAUGUACUGUGUACGCAUGUAUCCCAUCACUAAAACUGUAUCUAGUACAGGGGAAAAAAUACAUGGGAGUGUUGAGCGAUUUCGCUCAUGACGGCUUUGAGGUCACGCACAUGCACUAGAAACAAAAUUAAUAAAAUUGCAGCUAAUGAACCAGUCCAUACAUGUACCUGUAUACAAACCACAUAUCCGUUACUGUAUUGAUUUUUGCUCCCUUUGAAUUUAAGUCACGCUUGUACAUCCAAUAGAGAGAGCAAUAAAAAAGAGUAAAUUUACAUCGAAUCAACCAGUCCAUGAUUGUAUCACAAUGCAGUACAUGCUCCACACAAACUGCGUAACUGUCACUGUAUUGAUGGUGUGUAAGAUCCAUGCAAAGCAAAGCAAUUUGAACCUGAAAAUGAUUCUUGAAAACAUUUUACCAGUUGUGGAGCAUAGAAUCAUGUUGAACUUAUGAACAGCUUUAUAAAAUACCACCCUGUGUACUAGUCCUUGUAGAAAUGUGUCAUCCUUUCAACAAUGAUCAUGACUUAGGUACUUCACAAAGGAGAGUAAGACAAUGGAUGUUCACAAAGGUUGAUUACUUUACAGAAUCGCCAUCUGUAAGAUGUUUGUAUACUACAUGUAUUUUUAUAUUAUGCUGCAUUAUUUACCUUUUUCUAAGUUUAUCUGAAGCUAGCUGACUGACAAAGGAAAUUUUCCACAUAGUUGUGAUCAGUUUAAAUGUAUUAGGAAUAAAAAUAUUUUAGAAUUUCUAUGAAAUAUAUUCUUCAAGGUUUCAACAGAAUGCACCAAAUUUUCAUUUAGCGAUAGAAUGAGAAUGCAGAGUUUUAUAGAUGUCUAUGAGGCUUGUUGAUGGAAGAUUUUGUGGUUGUCACAUGAUCUCCUUACAUAAGGUACUCUUGAUAUGAUCGUCUUCAAACCUGAUUCAGAGAAUUGCUUAAAGUGUGAGAAAGGUUAAUAACGGGCGUCUGAGAUGUCUGCAAUUUGUGCACAGUGGCAUUUUCCUGUCUGAUUAUAUUUCAUGCAUGCUGUCAAAAUGAUGGGAGUAGGAUUUUAUGGUGAGUUAGGAUAUUUAAUUCUUUGUCAAGACAAUUUUGGGACAAGGUUUUUUUUGUGAUUUUUGGGAGUGGUGUGAUUUUGAAAUUAAUCAACUAUCAAGGCCCUGUUACAAAGAACUUAUAUCAUUGAACCUCUAUUACUUGAUGACACCAUGGUAAUUGUGCUCAACGG